This is a messenger RNA of Thamnophis elegans (Western terrestrial garter snake), 2247 nucleotides long. It is a transcript of the gene C6H3orf85, whose product is annotated as chromosome 6 C3orf85 homolog. Lineage: Eukaryota; Metazoa; Chordata; Lepidosauria; Squamata; Natricidae. The transcript is spliced from 4 exons. The coding region runs from base 20 to 340 and encodes 106 amino acids. The record is from RefSeq and is a predicted model, not a curated record.
AUAAAGCAAAGGGAAUCAAAUGGUCAAAAGGAUACAAUUUUUACUAUUCCAAGCCAGAGAAGUCGCCAUGAGUAUUAUAACGCUUUAUGUGGUGACCUGUGUUGCUUUGCUUACAGAAGCUUGGGGACUACCAUUUUUCUCUCAAGAAGAAGAUAAUGAAUUUUUAGGACUUAAAAGGAUACCCUACCCAGCCAAUUGGCAUGCAGUUACAGUGUCUGAACAGGUGAGUGAAUACUGGUUAUUACUGAAGAGAACAUCACAGUAUUCCAUGGACACAGUCAGGGACUACGUUAGUUUUUACAAGAAUAUGUUAUGGCAACAGGAAGAACAUAAAGCUUGAUCUGUGACUCCAAAAAUUUAUGUAUCUAUGUCCAUGGUAUUAAUCAACAUGAUUCUUCCUGGAAUAUCAGUGUGUGAGACAGAUGCUAUUAUGUCUAAUUGACAAGGAUCCAACAUAAAUGUCUUCAUCCUGUCCUGGAAUAGAUAAGGUUAUAUCCUGUGAAAAAAGUGCCCAGGCCUUCAGCUACUAUCCUGUAUGAAAGAAAUUACUUUUAAGUUGUCUUGAAUAGCAUUUGUUGUCCAACGGGCGCUGCAUGAGAAAUAUACCUAUUGUCAUAUGUAAAUCAAAAGUAGUUGUUAUGGUUUUUCAAUGUGAGGAAUGUCCUAGUGAAUGUAAUAUUGAUUUUGGAAUCUUGUUUGUGGACUGGAUUAUUCUUAGGAAUUGUUCACCACAAAUUAGAUUUAACUUGAAAUUGUCCAUAUGCCAGAAGCAAUAUGGGAGUGCAAUGUUAACAAAGCACUGCUGCUUGUUUCUGCAUUGUUUAAUUGAGAAAUUGAGGGAUGUAGACAACACAGACUUUACCUACCAUUUCAUUUAUAACUCCUUCACUUUUGUGAACAUAUAAAAAUCCAGUUACAUAUAUAGUACCACUUGGCCUAUCCUGAUGCCUGUAAUUCAAAGCAAGAAGAAAUCUGUAUAUUGAAAACAUUCAUUCAUCACUGGAUCUUGAUCCUAUUUUUCCAUGGUUUACCCUAUAACUUUUGAAAGUACCCUAUUUGAAUUUCAUUCAGUUUACAUUUAUGCUUUUCCUGACAUACCAAAUUUUCCACUUCUGUAUAACUAAGUGAGAAAAAAUACCCUCUUACAUACAGCUAUUUUUGCUUCUUUCAAGAACCAUUAAUUCCAUACUACAGACCUGAUAUUACUUUAGCUUCUAGGAAGGGAACUGUAUUAAACUAUGGAAGCAGAAAAAAGGGAUAUGGUACAUACAUGUUUUUAAAGACAUAAACUUUGUGAUUUGCAGUUCACAACAAAUAUAAAAUAACUUUUAAAAAAUAUAUGUCAAAAAUAGCAACUAUAUCCCUGUUUUAUUUCCCUUUUCUUCAAGAUGUCCCUUAUCUUAAUAUUUCUUUAUCUAUUUUCCUCAUCUUUAGUGACUGUUCUGCCAAGGUAUAUACAUUUAUCCACUUUUUCUAGUUUUAACAUGUAUGUAUAACUUUUAAUUGCUCCCAUGCAUUUUCUCUGCCAAACAUGUUAUUUAUCAUUGACAAAUUAAUUUUUAGAUCCUUGCAUGUUUAACUAGUGUAUAUAAUGAUUCUACCUUCUGUGUUUCCAACAACAACACAUUGUGAGAUGGGUUGGGCUGAGACAGAGUGACUUGCCCAAAGUACUGAGAUGGCUGCUUUCUACUCACAAUUGCUGCUAAUCACAUGAGUCAACAAUUUGGCAACAUUUGCAUAUGAAGUAGAUGUACAUUCAUAUCCUCAAUCAACCAAAUUCAAUUCAAUUUGGCAACAUUUGCACAUGAAGUAGAUGUUCAUUCAUGUCCUCAAUCAACCAAAUUCUAACACCUCCAAAAUCAUUUUUGUAUGUUUAUAGGUUUCUUAAAUAAUCAAGGAAAUAUACACAUUCUUAUCUUAUUCCCUGGUUAAUGUUGAACCAUUCAUUAAGCAUUUUUUCUCCUUAGGUACACUUUUGUUCCAUCAUAUAUAAUUCUUAAUACAUUCAGCAACUAACCUUUGUGCAAAUAUUGCCUACUCAUUCCGUCAUAUGGUUUCUCUAGAUUAAUCAGUGUGCAACCUUUAUCUAUCUGGGAAUAUUAAUCUUUCACAAAAAUAGAUGUCGCGUAGCAGAAUCUAUAAAGUUUGAAAUGACACUGAAACAACAGAGAAAUCAAACAAUCUCUUUGAAAAUUCAAUUACACACAGUACGUAUUCCACUAAGCAGGUGUUCAGUUAAAAAAAAAA